AUGGCCGUGCCUCCGGGAGUCGACGCGGUGCGGAAAGCGGUUCAUCAGUUUGGAAUCGUGGGCGGCGAGGACUACGACUCCAAGGAUGAGCGCCUGCAACAGCUUCUAGAUCGCCUUCCCGCAGAUUCGGGUCCUGCGAUUGUGUUUGCCAAAGCAGCUUCGCAAGCGCAGGCUGUGGCAGUCGUUGACAGAAGUCGGCGCAAAGCGCUGGCGGCCGCCGCUCGGAGUCGUGCGGGCCGUGUCAAGGCUGUGGAAGCCGCAGUGUCUACAAACACAGCGGGAGAUGCUCCGCUGAGCGAGAAGCUCGACCCUGAGAUGAGCAGUUGGACGCACGACUGGGCGUGCGGGCGCUGCACCCUCAUCAAUGGCUGGCUAGCUGAAGAGUGCACGGCCUGUGGCGCUAGGAGAGGAGCCUUUCCCAAAGUUACAGUCGCCGUGGCCGAUGAGAAGGCAAACAUCCGAAGCUUAUCGUGGACACCGGGGAGCUGCCAGAUCCUCAUCAACUACGACGUGGCGCGCAGCGCGGCCGAGUACGUGCGCCGCCUGGGAGCGCUGGAGCCACAAGAGGCGAACAAUCCGCGAUUUCCGCGUGUCGUGUACACCUUCCUGGAAGAAGGGCAACUGCGCGGGCGAGCUGCGCAGGAGAUAGUGGCAUUGCUGAAGACGACACGAGGGUACGUUGAGCCCUCCAAGAAAGCUGAGAUAGACUCCGCGCUGGGAUUGAUUGACUACACCGAAGAGGACGAGGACGAGGAGUGGGAGGAUGAGGACUACGAGGAUUGGGACGACGAAGACUGGGAGGCAUGCGAUUGUGCCCAUUGUUGCGGAUCCAUCGUGGGAAGCACGUCGUACCACCCUCUUCUGCCCGUGCCAGGGCUCGAGCACAAGGCGAUGUCUGUAAUCGAGGUUGUCCGACUGCCACUCAAGGCCCUUGAAGACUUUGACAAGGCAGUUCCCUUCAUUGCACCGAGGGUCAUCGGCCAUUCUUGUACAUUAAUAUGCCUGCACUGCCUCAAUGUUCACACUCCCUGGGACGGCUGGGAGCAGUUUUUUGCACCAUCGCAGCUGACAGGCACCAUGCGCGUGGUCCUCGUUCUGGCAGACGGCGUGUCCUGGCACGACUAUCCCGACUCCGCCCUUCUUGGGGCAGGCGGUUCUUCUUGGGUGGACAUCCUCGACAUGGAUUCCAUGGACCGGUCGGACAUGCUGCUCGAGCGGCUGGUUGAUCAUGAGGCAGCCUUGCUGAAUGGUCAGAGUGAGCGGAUCGUGCUCAUGGGCAACUCGGCAACCAUGAAUGAGUUCUGCCGCCCUGCCCGUAAGUAG
Molecule: messenger RNA, 1323 nt
Organism: Symbiodinium natans
Lineage: Eukaryota; Dinophyceae; Suessiales; Symbiodiniaceae
Source: the annotation of a GenBank genome assembly